GGUGCUGAGCGCCGUCCUCAAGGAUCUCUACCACCUGCUGAAGCACGUAGUGUGUCUGGAGCCCGAUGACGUGGCCAAGCUCCAUGCCCAGUUGGCCCUAGAAGAGCUGGAUGACAUCAUGAAAAACUUCCUGUUCCCUCCACAGAAGCUGGAGAAGAAGAUCAUGGUCCUGCCGUAGACCUGGCUCCAAGGACGUGGAGGAGGCAGGCAGGGCCAGGCACCCAGAGCCGUGCCCAGGUCUUCCAGCAGGUGGCCCUGCUGCCUCUUGAGUGCUGGCAGCAUGGCUGACCCUCGGGGUGGUUUUAUGGUGCAGGUCACUUGGGUCUUCAGGGUCCCUUCCGAGGGCAUGUGUUCAGCACUCCCGCGUUCAGCCUGAGGGGUGUACAGUUAAGAGAAGACAGUUACAGAUCUCAUUAAUCUACAUUUUUCACUGUCCUCUAGCAUUGAAAGAAGGAUGUCUACCUGGUGAAAGUAUAUUUUAACAUGACUGAUGGAAUUUCACUAAUUGCCCACUCUCUUGGAACUUGAGGAGAAGCGGUUGGCCACCCAUAUGUCACCUAGCUCUAUAUUCUUUCAGGCUGAGAUUCUUCUUCAGGAAAAUGAGGAGCAGAACUGGCCACCCUUGGCUGCUCAAGAGGCAUUUCAGAGUAGGAGAUGCAGUUGGAGGUGGGGAGGGGAAGGAAAUAGUUAUCAAAUAAUGCAAAAUGGAAUAAAGUUAUCUUGGAUGGAAAGAACAGGGCUAAAUCUGGUCCUCUGGUGUCGAGAUGGAAAACUGUGGAGUUGAAGAGGCUCUGAUGCCCAGAAAGGACAAUCAAGCUGGUUGACUCUUCCAGAGAAGAAGGAUGGUGUCUUGCUCUGUCGCCAGGUUGGAGUGCAGUGGCGCAAUCUCGGCUCACUGCAACCUCUGCCUCCCGGGUUCAAGCGAUUCUACUGCCUCAGCCUCCCGAGUAGCUGGGACUACAGGUGCACACCACCAUGCCCAGCUAAUUUUUGUAUUUUUAGUAGAGGUGGGGUUUCACCAUGUUGACCCGGAUGAUCUCGAUCUCCUGACCUCAUGAUCCACCCACCUCAGCCUCCCAAAGUGCUGGCAUUACAGGCGUGAGCCACCGCGCCCAGCCUAAUUCAUACGAUUUUAAAGAAAACAACAACAUAAAUGCAGGAAGGUUUUGCUGCCUUGGCUUUCGGGAGCCCCCUAGACAGCGAACUGCCCCUUCGCGUGCAGAAGUCGGGGAAGAGUGCUCUCAGCUCGCCUUCCUUGCAGGAUGCCGGUGCAGCUGACGACAGCCCUGCGUGUGGUGGGCACCAGCCUGUUUGCCCUGGCAGUGCUGGGUGGCAUCCUGGCAGCCUAUGUGACGGGCUACCAGUUCAUCCACACGGAAAAGCACUACCUGUCCUUCGGCCUGUACGGCGCCAUCCUGGGCCUGCACCUGCUCAUUCAGAGCCUUUUUGCCUUCCUGGAGCACCGGCGCAUGCGACGUGCCGGCCAGGCCCUGAAGCUGCCCUCCCCGCGGCGGGGCUCGGUGGCACUGUGCAUUGCCGCAUACCAGGAGGACCCUGACUACUUGCGCAAGUGCCUGCGCUCGGCCCAGCGCAUCUCCUUCCCUGACCUCAAGGUGGUCAUGGUGGUGGAUGGCAACCGCCAGGAGGACGCCUACAUGCUGGACAUCUUCCACGAGGUGCUGGGCGGCACCGAGCAGGCCGGCUUCUUUGUGUGGCGCAGCAACUUCCAUGAGGCAGGCGAGGGUGAGACGGAGGCCAGCCUGCAGGAGGGCAUGGACCGUGUGCGGGAUGUGGUGCGGGCCAGCACCUUCUCGUGCAUCAUGCAGAAGUGGGGAGGCAAGCGCGAGGUCAUGUACACGGCCUUCAAGGCCCUCGGCGAUUCGGUGGACUACAUCCAGGUGUGCGACUCUGACACUGUGCUGGAUCCAGCCUGCACCAUCGAGAUGCUUCGAGUCCUGGAGGAGGAUCCCCAAGUAGGGGGAGUCGGGGGAGAUGUCCAGAUCCUCAACAAGUACGACUCAUGGAUUUCCUUCCUGAGCAGCGUGCGGUACUGGAUGGCCUUCAACGUGGAGCGGGCCUGCCAGUCCUACUUUGGCUGUGUGCAGUGUAUUAGUGGGCCCUUGGGCAUGUACCGCAACAGCCUCCUCCAGCAGUUCCUGGAGGACUGGUACCAUCAGAAGUUCCUAGGCAGCAAGUGCAGCUUCGGGGAUGACCGGCACCUCACCAACCGAGUCCUGAGCCUUGGCUACCGAACUAAGUAUACCGCGCGCUCCAAGUGCCUCACAGAGACCCCCACUAAGUACCUCCGGUGGCUCAACCAGCAAACCCGCUGGAGCAAGUCUUACUUCCGGGAGUGGCUCUACAACUCUCUGUGGUUCCAUAAGCACCACCUCUGGAUGACCUACGAGUCAGUGGUCACGGGUUUCUUCCCCUUCUUCCUCAUUGCCACGGUUAUACAGCUUUUCUACCGGGGCCGCAUCUGGAACAUUCUCCUCUUCCUGCUGACGGUGCAGCUGGUGGGCAUUAUCAAGGCCACCUACGCCUGCUUCCUUCGGGGCAAUGCAGAGAUGAUCUUCAUGUCCCUCUACUCCCUCCUCUAUAUGUCCAGCCUUCUGCCGGCCAAGAUCUUUGCCAUUGCUACCAUCAACAAAUCUGGCUGGGGCACCUCUGGCCGAAAAACCAUUGUGGUGAACUUCAUUGGCCUCAUUCCUGUGUCCAUCUGGGUGGCAGUUCUCCUGGGAGGGCUGGCCUACACAGCUUAUUGCCAGGACCUGUUCAGUGAGACAGAGCUAGCCUUCCUUGUCUCUGGGGCUAUACUGUAUGGCUGCUACUGGGUGGCCCUCCUCAUGCUAUAUCUGGCCAUCAUCGCCCGGCGAUGUGGGAAGAAGCCGGAGCAGUACAGCUUGGCUUUUGCUGAGGUGUGACAUGGCCCCCAAGCAGAGCGGGUAAAGUGCAAUGGGUAAGGGAGGGAAGGGGAAUGGAAGAGAAAAGACAGGGUGGGAGGGAGGAGGGAGUGCUGUGUUUUAGUCUCUUAAUGGUCCAAAGGACAAAUCUAAAAUGCAAAGAACGGUGAUGUAGUAUGGCCUGACAGCUCUGUUUAGAGGAGGCAACACUGAUCCCCCAGAUGCAGGGCUGCAGGGGAUUCUGUGUUUUCAGACUGCCUGUCUGCUUGCAUCUGCACAUAGGCAGUAGCCUCCUCCUGGGCUCCAGAGGGCACUCAGAAGUUGUGCUAAACCAAGUUAAGUCCCAUUCAGUGGCAACUUGUGAUAGGUACCUGAGUGACGGCAACCUGCGGAAGGAGGUUCUCCCAGCCCAUCUGAACACAACCAGAGGUGGCAGGAGAAUUUCUACUGAGCGAGCUGGGCCGGUUAGUGUAUGUCACCCCCACCCCACCCCUAAGUAGUCAUCAAUGCAAUAAGAUUGCGCCUGAGAUACAAGGCCCAGAAGCCUGAUCUUUGGGCAUCAGAAAACAGGGUCCAGGAAUGGUGCUUUAUGUGAGAUACCCCACUCCACAUCAACAUUCCAGGGAUGAGCCAAACCAGCAGGGAGUUAGCACUGAACUGCUUUUAAAAGUGCACAUUAAAAAGGAAAGUUUGCCAGGAGGAACAAAGAGAUUGUGGUGGUGCUAAAGGAGGCCAUAAGCUACACAGAGGCCUUGGGUGUUCCACCUGGAAACUGCUCAGACGUCUAGAUGGGUUCUUAGCUUGUCUGUGAUCUCUGCUGGGGAGAUAAAAAGAUUAAGCCCCAACAUGUUCAGAAAAGAAGUGAAGUCUUGGGUAUUUUAACCUGUAUACUCUUGAAUUCCUCUCAAAUUCAGCUCUGAUCUGAGGCUAAGACACACUCCCCACUUCACUUUCUUCAAAGCCACAUUUUUUGAGGUAUCACUGCAGUCACCUCUUCUACCCUCAUCAUCAUAGGUAAGGUUUUCAAGGUGGCAAUUGGGGCGGAGCCCCGGCUCUUAUAGAAGCUUCAGCAGGAGGCAAGCGUGUUCUCAGCACAUAUGGGAACUAUGAGGAGCCUCUGAUCAAAUUGGCUACAAUCUUGGAGCUGCUUGGACGGAUUCCUUGGCAGCCGGGUUAGCAUGUGUGACUUUCAGGCUACUGUUCUUGACAAUCAUCUCCAAUGGAAAGCUUUUCAGUGUUCCCAAAGUGAACUCUCAAAUCCAAAAUGGUUAUCUUUGAGACCAUCCAUUCUCCUCAGUGGCUUCUCCAGGGAAUUCUUACAGCCAAGUUGUGACAGUCACUGCAUUUGCCUGCUUCUUUCCAGAAACCAAACUAGGAGAUGAAACUGGUUCCUACAUCCUAAGGUUCUUGCUUUCUCUCUCAUGCCUCCUGAGGCUGUUUUUGGCUGUUUUCCCUCUGCUGCUUUUGGGGAAUGAGGGGAAGCCAUUUUCCAGUGACUUGCAAUCCAGGCUGUUCUCAGCGUUUUGAGUUUAAAACCUGGGAUCCUGACUAAGCCUUUGACUUAAGGGUUGCUUGCUUGCCCUCCAAAUGUCCUUUCUCAGAGGGGCCAGCUAACCCGUGCAGAACCAGCACUAAGGUGGACAGCAGACAAGAGGGCAAGCCUCUAGUGUACCAAGUGCUUCCUACAAAGACGCAAGGUGUGCUCUGAGCCACAGAUGGGCAAACCCUGGUGCUUUCCUUCAUCUCCCACGAACUCAAGGGUUUUCCAGGUGUAGCUAACAGUUGCCACAUCACACAGACCUCGAGUUUCUGGUAAGACUGCUGGUUGACAUCAGACCCAACCCAUGAAGGCUGGAAGGCAGCAGGCAUUUGCUAAGGCAGCUGAUCCAGGCAAUCGUUCUGCUGGCCAAGAAGUUAAACUAUUUUGAGCAUUAGAAUGGAGGAAAUCCGGUCAGCCAAGUGCAGAGUUCAGACUUCGCUAAGGGCUUGUUUUUCUUCAGCAUUUACUUGAAGAUUAAUGUAGGAUGACAGGCUCUCCUGGCUGUCCUACCAUCAGCUCUGCCUUGCACUGUGGUCGUCAACUUUCCUCAAAUCAAAAACAGGCAGGUACAGGUAGUGGGCUCACAACGUUUGACCUCGACUGGUUUUUCUAAGUUAUUUUGUACAUUUUUCAGCAGCAAAACCAAACUGGGUCUUCAGCUUUAUCCCCGUUUCUUGCAAGGGAAGAGCCUUUAUACAAUUGGACGCAUUUUGGUUUUUCCUCAUUGAGAAUUCAAAUCCUCUUUUGUAUUGUUUCUACAAUAAUUUGUAAACAUAUUUAUUUUUACCUGCUUUUUUUUUUUUUUUUAAUUUUCAGGUCAAGUUUUUUAUACUGCACUUAUUUGUCAAAAUAAAGAUUCUCACAUAUGCCGGUUA
Messenger RNA from Homo sapiens (human), 5318 nucleotides. It is a transcript of the gene HAS3, whose product is annotated as hyaluronan synthase 3. The record is from RefSeq and is a predicted model, not a curated record. Gene Ontology annotation, cellular component: cytoplasm; Golgi apparatus; Golgi membrane. Gene Ontology annotation, molecular function: hyaluronan synthase activity. Lineage: Eukaryota; Metazoa; Chordata; Mammalia; Primates; Hominidae. The transcript is spliced from 6 exons. The coding region runs from base 1263 to 2924 and encodes 553 amino acids. Gene Ontology annotation, biological process: polysaccharide biosynthetic process; hyaluronan biosynthetic process; extracellular matrix assembly.